Messenger RNA from Tripterygium wilfordii, 2102 nucleotides. RefSeq names its product protein NUCLEOLAR COMPLEX ASSOCIATED 4-like. The transcript is spliced from 15 exons. Bases 62 to 1936 code for a protein of 624 amino acids. Gene Ontology annotation, cellular component: Noc4p-Nop14p complex; small-subunit processome; nucleolus. NCBI's taxonomy places the organism in Eukaryota, Viridiplantae, Streptophyta, Magnoliopsida, Celastrales, Celastraceae. Gene Ontology annotation, biological process: ribosome biogenesis. The record is from RefSeq and is a predicted model, not a curated record.
ACAAAAUAAAACCUACUCUCCCUCCUCCCGAUUCCCUCCAAGCUCUAGCUGUCGCUCAUCAAUGGCGUCGUCGCCGAUCUCGAAGAAGCAAAAGAAGAAGCGAAGCAAAGACAGUCUCUCUGACCUCAAAACCCUAGGACAUCAACUCCUCUCCUCACGUGCGCACAUCAACAACCUCCCUCUCCUCCUCACAUUUAUCUCCCCAACCUCCCCUCCUGCUCACGUGCUCGAGUCUCUCCUCUCCCUUCAGUCUUUCUUCACUCCUCUGCUACGGGAGCUCUCUGCUGUCUCUUCAUCUAAGACCCCGUCGAAAACUCGGGUGGAGGACCCCGAGUUAAUUUACAGGACGUGGCUCCGGUCAAAGUUUGAUGAAUUCGUGAGGCUGUUGAUCGACGUCGCUGUCUCCGAGGAAGCUGAAGAGGCUCUGAAAGAAGUCGUAUUGGAUACGAUAAUGGAGUUCGUGAAGCUGGGAAGCGGAGGAAGUUUCAAUUCCUCAAUAUAUCAUAGGAUGCUUCAUAGUAUUGUUCAUUCAUCUGCACCUGUUGAGUAUAUUUCUGACUUGCUUGCAUCAAAGUAUCUCAAGUAUAUUGAUGUUCGUUAUUUUUCCUACAUCUUCCUGGAAAAAUUUGCAAAAAGUUUGGAGGCAAAAGAGAUCUCUGACAACAAAGCCAUCAGUUCAGAAGUUGAUGCUGGGAGUCAUUCAAGUGAAAGGGUUGAGCUUUUCAUUCACAAGAUUCAUUACAUAAUAUCACGCAUACCCCCUGUAGAAGGAGUUGAUGGAAAGACUAGCCUUGAGAUGUGGAGUGAAUCAGAGCUUCCAUCUAAACAAGUCAAACCUAAAGAGCUUUCUGAGCCCUCAAAAACAGAAGAUAAGCAGCUCAAGUCAGAGAAAAGUAACAGCAAUGCAUUGCCAGCAGCUACUAUUGCCAAAAAGAUGAAAUUAAAAUUUACCAAAGCAUGGCUUGCAUUCCUUAGGUUGCCGCUUCCAGUUAAUGUAUACAAGGAGGUUCUUGCUACUCUCCAUCAAGCAGUGAUUCCUCAUCUCUCUAAUCCAGUCAUGUUAAGUGACUUCUUAACAAGAUCAUACGAUAUUGAUGGCGUGGUUAGUGUGAUGGCCCUUAGCAGCCUUUUCAUCCUCAUAACUCAGCACGGUUUAGAAUACCCAAACUUCUAUGAAAAACUUUAUGCACUGCUAGUACCUUCUAUCUUUAUGGCAAAGCAUAGAGCAAAAUUUUUCCAGCUUCUUGAUUCUUGCCUGAAGUCACCACUUCUUCCGGCAUAUUUGGCCGCGGCUUUUGCGAAGAAAUUAAGUCGGCUAGCACUCACAGUCCCUCCUUCAGGAUCAUUGGUUAUCAUUGCUCUGAUUCACAAUCUUUUACGGAGACAUCCUUCAAUUAGUUGUUUGGUCCAUCAGGAAUGUGGCGGUGAAAUCGUAUCAGAUGAUAGAAAAUCAGAGAAAACUGUGGAUGGUGCAGAUGACUCUGGAACUGGCACACGUACAUCCAGCAGCAAGCCUGGCGUUGAGCAUUUCAACAACGAGGAAAGUAAUCCUAUGAAGUGUCAUGCCAUGAGAAGUUCACUCUGGGAAAUUGACACACUCCGCCAUCACUACUGCCCACCUGUUUCCAGGUUCGUUUCAUCACUUGAGGAGGAUCUUACAGUUAGAGCCAAAACCACUGAAAUCAAUAUUAAAGACUUUUGUUCUGGUUCGUAUGCAACAAUAUUCGGAGAGGAGAUUAGGCGAAGGGUAAAGCAGGUCCCAUUGGCAUUCUAUAAAGCAACUCCUGCAUCUUUAUUUUCGGAGUCUGAUUUUCCUGGUUGGACAUUCAAAUUGGAGGAAAGCAAGGAUUUUGACACUGAGGCUGCUGAAAAGAUCAAUUUUCCCGAGGAAAAUGGUCACAUUUCUGCAAAACGGCAGCGAGUUGAUUGCCCAUGAUUUGUCUUGGAGACGGUGGUGGUUACUGAAACAAAUUUUGAUGGUGUCAAUUUUUUUAGGCUGAGUUUUUAAGUUAUUAUACACGUGAAGAGAAUCAUUUAUGAUAUUAAUUGUCCCACCAUCAUUAAGUUAUUUCGAGGAGCUCCGUAUAUGAGCAUUUUUAAAC